CGCCUGCCUCUCAUACGGCUACCCGACGCACCUGCGCCUGCCGCUGCGCCAGAAGACGACUGGGACGUCGAGCUUGCCCCGGCGCUGCUCGAGGCGGCCCAGCGAGAGGAGAGCGACGAGACACGUGGGUCAUGCCGUCCGCUGCGCUGGUCCCUCGCUCACAUCUCCUCGCAGUGCAUCGCACACUCGCCGCCUUGCUGCUCGUGCUGCACAACUCGCCGCGGUGGGAGGACGAGCUGCGUCCUAUGUUGCAGGUGCUCGACGCCGCCGAGCACUGUGGCACGCUGCUGCGCGAGCGAACAGACCCGAAGCUGCAGCCAUUGCUCAAGGACCUCGUCACGAUGUGUGGAGCGGCGUAGCAAUGAUAGGGCCACAGCGGUGAAUACGGGCUGAGAAGACUGAGACGCUGCAUGUGCCUGAGAGGAGAUAGGCGCGUGCGGGACGUCAGACGGCGGCCGUCGAUCCACGCGCGUGCCGAGCCGCUCGGCGUGUCUAGGCUGCAUCUCUGCUCUGCAGGCUCUGGUGGACAAUCAGUGGCCAGCUGCGUCCAGUGCUGAGGAGCGCGGUCGCCCAGAAGACGAAACGUGAUGCACUCGUAGCGCGCCUGCAGGCAGGGAUACGUCAAGCAGCAGCGACGUCACGGUGCACUCCACACACGGAGCAAGAGCUUGGUAUCCCGAGGACGGUCACUGUGUACAUGGAGAGGCAGGGGCACGUCUGGCACGAGGCGAGGUCUAGGCGUUGCAGGUGUACGUCAGAGUGACGCCAGGGGCGAAGCCCGGGUCUGUGGGGUUGACCUGCGCGAUGUAGAGGUCGC
This is a messenger RNA of Tilletiopsis washingtonensis, 817 nucleotides long. RefSeq lists its product as hypothetical. Bases 132 to 359 code for a protein of 75 amino acids. The transcript has a single exon. Lineage: Eukaryota; Fungi; Basidiomycota; Exobasidiomycetes; Entylomatales. The record is from RefSeq and is a predicted model, not a curated record.